Messenger RNA from Colletotrichum phormii, 1830 nucleotides. RefSeq names its product 3-hydroxyacyl-CoA dehydrogenase. Gene Ontology annotation, biological process: fatty acid metabolic process. Bases 1 to 1830 code for a protein of 609 amino acids. NCBI's taxonomy places the organism in Eukaryota, Fungi, Ascomycota, Sordariomycetes, Glomerellales, Glomerellaceae. The record is from RefSeq and is a predicted model, not a curated record. The transcript is spliced from 3 exons. Gene Ontology annotation, molecular function: L-gulonate 3-dehydrogenase activity; NAD+ binding.
AUGUCGCAUGUUCAAAAGGUCGCUAUUGUGGGCUGCGGCUCUAUCGGAGCCUCUUGGGCUGCUCUAUUCCUAGCGCAAGGCCUCCAAGUAUCGGCUUUCGAUGUCAACCCUGCUGCUGAGACGUUCCUUCGAACCCUUGUUACCGACGCACUACCUAUUCUUUCGACUCUGGGUCUCGUCAAGAACGCCGAAGCUAAAGCACAAGACAUCUUCUUCACGACAAACAUGACAGAGGCUCUCACAGAAGCCGAUUUUGUGCAAGAAAACGGGCCGGAGAAAUUGGACUUCAAGCGCAAAUUAUUCAACGACAUGGCGAAUAUUGUUCUGCCAACCACAAUCAUCGCUACGAGCAGCAGUGGCUUGACUUGUUCAAGCAUACAGCUCGGAAUGAGUACAUCGAGCCGGCCUGAGCGGUGUGUUGUUGGCCAUCCUUUCAACCCUCCGCACCUCAUCCCCCUCGUGGAGGUAGUUGCCGGUAGCCAGACAUCAUCUGAAACUGUCAGCACCACGAUGGAAUUUUACGAGAGAAUUGGGAAGAAGGCAGUGCACGUUAAAAAAGAAGUCGUCGGUCAUGUCGCCAACCGUCUUCAGGCAGCCUUGAUGAGAGAGGUCAUGUACUUACUACAGGAAGACGUUGCCAAUGUUGAGGACAUCGACAAAGCAAUGAGUUACGGCCCUGGUCUACGGUGGGGCGUCAUGGGUCCGAACAUGUUACUGCACCUGGGAGGCGGUGAGGGCGGGAUUGAGUACAUGGCGGAACAUUUACUGGGACCCUUGAUGUCUUGGUACGCGCCUGAAGACCCUCAAGUAACAGACGAAUUGAGGCAGAAGUGGGUCUUGGGAACGAGACAGGCCGUAGAUGACAGGGCCUACCGACAGCUCGCGAAGCAACGCGACGAAGAGUUGGUAAGACUCCUGAACAGGGGCAACAUGGGUUCUUAUUACCAACAACGCCUCUACAUCCUCGACACAGACCUGUCCCAUCCGCCAGAGAGUCGCCGAGGACGCAUUUUAUCAUGCCUCACCGAUGGAAGCGACCUUAGGACUGUGAUAGACAACAUGUCAACUCUCCCCGACGGAAUAGCGAUCGAUCACGCCAAUGACCACAUGUACUGGACAAAUAUGGGAUCUAGCUUCAAGUCAAACGACGGCUCGAUCGAACGAGCCAACCUGGAUGGCUCAAAUCGACAAGUCAUUGUACCAGAAGGUACUACGGGUGUCUUCACGCCGAAGCAAAUCACUAUUGCGGAGCAAAGUAAAAAGCUAUACUGGUGUGAUCGGGAGGGAAUGAAAGUCAUGCGAGCCAGCUUGGAUGGCUCUGAUGUCGAGAUCCUCGUCUCAACGGGUAACACUGAAGAGGAGAGAUUGGAUCAGAAGACGUGGUGCGUUGGUGUCGCUGUAGACGAACAGCAAGAUGUCUUCUAUUGGACACAGAAAGGCCCAUCAAAGGGCAACCAAGGACGGAUUUUCCGUGCACCGAUACACGCCUCUUUCGAAGACCGAUCCAAACAAAUCGAAAUGGUAUUUGGCAAACUACCCGAGCCAAUCGACCUUGAUAUCGACGAGGUAAAUGGCGCGCUAUAUUGGACAGAUCGGGGAGAUCCUCCUGCCGGAAACACUCUCAAUCGAGCCAUGAUGUCCGAUGCUGGGAAACGGGAAACCCUGGCUAUACGGCUACACGAAACCAUUGGUUUAUCACUGGAUCAGCGGGCUGGGGUAGCGUACGUGACAGACCUUGCCGGCGGCGUCUACUCUGUUGAUACGAAAACUCGAAAGAAGACUGUGUUGUUUUCGGAGUUGGGCGACAUUACAGGAAUUGCAUUAGUAUGA